GACCCAAACUGACGAGGCAGCAGGUAUGUCCAUUGUCCUUUUCUCAACAAUAAGUUUUCCACCGUUAAGGAUAUCCAAGGAUUUAUGUGCAGGAUUAUAACAUCACUGACCUUGGAAUGUGUGAGCUAGUUUAAUGAAUGCUGUUUUAGAUGAGCUACUGUAGGAAGUAACACCAUGAAGGAUUUGUCCCUGUCGCCGCUGAGUCGGGGGUGCGGUCGCGUCAUCGCAGCGAGCGCAGGCGAUCAUGGCCGCCUGGACGUCUGCUUCACGCCACAGGACUAUUACAUCUGGAAAUCCUAUGAUGCUCUGCUGCGUAUGACCAACAGCGGAAGCCUGCUCAGGAGCGAAGACUCGACCAUCCCAAAGACAUACAGCACUCGCCGGGGGCCUCUCCUUCUCUACUCUCGAGGCUUAGUUACACUCGGAACUGAAUCUGGAUCACAGGCAUCAGAAAGAAAGAGACGGGUCCCACGUCAACACACGCAGGAAGUAGAUCACCGGCCGGACGCCAUCUUGCGUCAGAAUGCUCAGGUGAGAAGAAGAAGAAGAGAGUCUUCCAUCAUUGAUGAAAUCCAUCACAACCAGCAUCUACCUCCUACUGAAGACUACCACGUCACUAUGGGGCAGGCUAGUGGGACUUGGACUCAGCAGGAGGUCCAAACAGAACCAGCAUGGGUAGGAUUUCAACUCCAAGAAUGUCAGAAGGACUCCCAUCAUCAGCCGCUGCUUCUUCCUCUGUUACUCCCUGUCAAAAAAUAUGAACAGAUAAACUGUAAAAAGAAAGCAACAGAGCGGGACAAAACAAGAACACAAUUCUGCAAAGAGAUGUUACAGCAUGGACAACGGUCUAAGAAAUCAUCAGAAGUUCUGCUGGGCCCGGUGGAUGGUGCAUCAAAACUGAACAUUAUUAUAUAA
Phyllopteryx taeniolatus (common seadragon) is the source of this 915-nucleotide messenger RNA. RefSeq lists its product as uncharacterized. The record is from RefSeq and is a predicted model, not a curated record. The transcript has 5 exons. Bases 175 to 915 code for a protein of 246 amino acids. NCBI's taxonomy places the organism in Eukaryota, Metazoa, Chordata, Actinopteri, Syngnathiformes, Syngnathidae.